Molecule: messenger RNA, 1660 nt
Organism: Myotis myotis
Lineage: Eukaryota; Metazoa; Chordata; Mammalia; Chiroptera; Vespertilionidae
Gene: ASPN
Product: asporin
Exons: 8
Coding region: 266-1384 (372 amino acids)
Molecular function (GO): protein binding
Source: RefSeq, a predicted model, not a curated record
UCUUGGCUACAAUACAAACAGUGAUGGAAAACACAUGAGCAGUAACAAGCUUUAAUCUUGCUUCUCAGCACUAACAUGGGCUAAUCUGUGGAAGCAGCUUACCCCAGGGGCAGCCACACGGUCCUCUGUACAUGUGACACCUCCUCUCCUUGCAGCGUACAUGAGGACAUCCCUGCAGAGAAGUGGCACAUGCUGGGGAACUCGACUUUCUUGAGGACUUGCUCUCUUCUUACAAGUCUUAGACUGGCCCUGUCCACAAGACAACAUGAAGGAGUGUGUGCUCCUGGUUUUCUUGGCUUUGUGCUCUGCCAAACCCUUAUUUCGUCCUUCAUACAUGACGCUGAAGAAUAUGAUGCUGAAGGACAUGGAAGAUGAAGGUGAUGGUGACGGUGAUGUUGACAACUCUCUUUUUCCAACAAGAGAGCCAAUUAACCCCUUCUUCCCAUUCGAUCUGCUUCCAACAUGUCCGUUUGGGUGCCAAUGCUACUCAAGAGUUGUGCACUGUUCUGAUCUAGGCUUGUCCUCUGUCCCAAGCAACAUUCCAUUGGAUACUCGAAUGGUUGACCUUCAAAACAAUAAAAUUAAGGAAAUCAAAGAAAAUGAUUUUAAAGGACUCACUUCACUUUAUGCUUUGAUCCUGAACAACAACAAGCUAACAAAGAUACACCCCAAAGCCUUUCAAACCACAAAGAAGUUGAGAAGAUUGUAUUUGUCCCACAAUCAACUAAAUGAAAUACCACUUAAUCUUCCUAAGUCAUUAGCAGAACUCAGAAUUCAUGAUAAUAAGGUUAAGAAAAUACAAAAGGAAACAUUCAAAGGGAUGAAUGCUUUACAUGUUCUGGAAAUGAGUGCAAACCCUCUCGAAAGCAAUGGGAUUGAGCCAGGGGCGUUUGAAGGGCUGACAGUGUUCCAUGUCAGAAUCGCAGAAGCAAAACUGACCUCAAUUCCUAAAGAGCUACCAUCAACUUUAUUAGAGCUUCAUUUAGAUUAUAAUAAAAUUUCAAAUGUGGAACUCGAGGAUUUUAAACGAUACAAAGAUCUGCAAAGGCUGGGCCUAGGAAACAACAGAAUCACAGAUAUUGAAAAUGGGAGUCUUGCUAACAUACCACGCAUAAGAGAAAUACACCUGGAACACAAUAAACUAAAAAAAAUCCCUUCAGGAUUACAGGAGUUGAAAUACCUCCAGAUAAUCUUCCUUCAUUCGAAUUCAAUUACGAAAGUGGGAGUGAAUGAUUUCUGCCCAACAGUGCCAAAGAUGAAGAAAUCUUUAUACAGUGCAAUAAGUUUAUUCAAGAACCCGAUGAAGUACUGGGAAAUACAACCAGCAACAUUUCGUUGUGUUUCGAGUAGAAUGAGUGUUCAGCUUGGGAACUUCAGAAAGUAGUAAUUACCAAUGAAUAAUGUCCAUUUAAUAUAAAAUUUAAAAGCUGUUACAUUUAGGAUACUUGAGCUCUAUUAAUAAUGGUGGUAUUAUGCUCAGAAGCAAAAAUCUAUUCCCAUGUGGUACAUCCAGUGACUUUACUUUAGGACAAAAAAUUUCAUCAGAAUUUUGCAAAACUAUUGAUACAUCUAAAUUAAGAGAAACAGCAUCAAUUGCAGUUUUCUUAUGCACACAAAUGAUUUUGCAUAAAUCUCAUGCUUAAAUAUUCUCUCAAAAAAA